Molecule: messenger RNA, 1071 nt
Organism: Pestalotiopsis fici W106-1
Lineage: Eukaryota; Fungi; Ascomycota; Sordariomycetes; Amphisphaeriales; Sporocadaceae
Exons: 2
Coding region: 1-1071 (356 amino acids)
Source: RefSeq, a predicted model, not a curated record
AUGCCCACGACGGAUGAUAAAGCCGCACAGGACAAGGCAAAUCUGACGAGAAUACGGGAAAACCAGAGACGUUCACGCGCACGGAGAAAGGAAUAUUUGCAAGAGCUGGAACAACGGAUUAGGGUGUAUGAACAGCAGGGGAUCGAAGCGUCGACAGAGAUUCAACAAGCGGCACGGAAAGUCGCAGAAGAGAACAGAAAGCUGCGAGCUUUACUUACACAACAAGGGGUCGAUGAGAGCAGCAUUGAAAGCUACCUCCACUCGCCCAAUGCAACUCCAGCUCAUGGGCUGUCGGCUGCGGCCGGAGAAAGCGUUUCUCAAGUGCUCGAUCAUCUUCUGGCUUCGCGGCACCCCAGUUUCGACUCUACUGGCACAUCAUUGACGCAAGCCACGGGACUUGACCCGGUAUCACGUCGGAGUAGUGCAUCGUAUGGUGCCGGAGCACUGACGAGCCAAUCUUCCCACGCGCAUCUCGCCUUGUCGAUGCCCGAGGUACAGCAGUCUGCGGCUAUUCAAACCUAUGGGUCUCUGGUCGUGAACAACGACACACAGGGUUUUUCUGCUCAUGUCAUGUCUGGAUUUGUGGAGGAUCCCAAGCAGGGCUUUGAUGUUAGGCCUCUACCACUCCAGGCAGAAAGUCCUCGGCCAACUAUGCAUCUAUCACGGCAAGCAGUGUCUGAUCCAACGGGCAUGUGGACAGAAGCGCCUCAAAUAUCGCCUAUUUCAUCAAUUCCACUCCAUGAUAACCAAAAUUCCCAAUCUCAUACUUAUAUGGAAAGGCCGGUCCAACUAUCUCAGAGACGCGCACAUACGUAUUCGGCAACUUGGUCAACACAGCUGGACUCUGGGCAAGAUAUUGACAACAGCGGAAUGCUCGACAAUGGAUUCACACCACUAGCGCCAGGAAAUCAUCCUCAGCAGAAUGGGUUUCCCGCCAGGGUUCAAGAAAACGGGUAUCAGGAGUUGGCGGACACAUCACAGCAGUUCCCAGAGAGCCGAGAGUCUCCGAAGCAUGACUGGAAUCAAAACUCAAAAUCCCAUUUUGUCAAGUCAGAGUUUGGUUUCCUAUAG